AUGGAGGAGGAGGGGCAGGAUAGGAUCAGCAGGUUACCCGAAUUCCUAAUCCAUCACAUUCUCUCUUUACUACCCACCAAAUGUGCUGUUUCAACAACAAUUCUGUCUAAAAGAUGGAAGAAUCUCUGGAUAUCUGUUCCCGCUCUUGAUUUUCGCGAAUGGAAAUCUCCCAAAAUCGAAAUAGAACAAUCUACUGAAAGCUCCAUGAUUUAUGUUAUUACCAAUAACAAAGCAAAACAAUCUUAUACUGAGAGCUUCAUGGAUUUCGUUGACAGGGUAUUAACUCUGGUCGAUAGUUUACAAAGAUCUGAUUUUCCUGUCAUAACCAAGAUUGAUGCACCAAAUCUAAUGUCUCUCAAAAUCGACGACCGUCUAGAAGAUACUUUAGUGGUGCACAGCUUUCCGUCACUAGUGGAUGCAGAUAUACGCCUCUCGCAUAGUAUGGAAGAUGAUGGGAUGGAUGUUGUUUUAAAUUUUUUGAACAAGCUCUCUAAUGUAAAGCGCUUGAGAGUAACAGGUUACAUUUUUGAGGAUUUGGAGACUGGAAAUCUUCUAUCUACAAGUUUACUUGGCUUUACUAAUUUGAUCACUUUGGAAGUGUCUGUUAAUCUUCUAUCUACAAGUUUACUUGGCUUUACUAAUUUGAUCACUUUGGAAGUGUCUGUUAUCAAGGCUGAGCAAGUUUUGAUUAUUGAUAAAGCUAAUAAGGAUGCUUUGGCAGUAGAUGUAGUGCCUCAUUGUUUGCUGAUGAACCUCAAGUCAAUUAAGUUUCAAAACUUUGAAGGACAUCGGAAUGAGCUGGAUUUGGUUAGAUUUAUCUUUGCAGAGUGCAGGGGUUCUCCAGACAGUGACUAUUGA
Messenger RNA from Papaver somniferum (opium poppy), 858 nucleotides. Its product is annotated as putative F-box/LRR-repeat protein At5g41630. The record is from RefSeq and is a predicted model, not a curated record. Bases 1 to 858 code for a protein of 285 amino acids. Gene Ontology annotation, molecular function: protein binding. The transcript is spliced from 4 exons. NCBI's taxonomy places the organism in Eukaryota, Viridiplantae, Streptophyta, Magnoliopsida, Ranunculales, Papaveraceae.